AUGGUCGACCGUGCGAACCGCCCAUCAGCGCUGAACGCGCCCACCGCGUCCGCACCCGGCCCCCAGGUCGACAUCGUCGGAGAGGGUGGCAGCCAGAAGGUCGUCGCGAGACUGCCGUCUGGUGAGAGCGUCGAGGUGCUGCUCUUUGGAGCCACUGUUACUAGCUGGAAGAGCAGCGGCGGAAAGACAGAGAACCUCUGGUUGAGCGACGCGGCUGAUCUGACUGGCAAGAAGCCCGUACGCGGUGGCAUCCCCGUCGUAUUCCCCGUCUUCGGUCCUCCUCCUAAGGAGGGACACGCCACUUCGUCGCUGCCACAACACGGUUUCGCGCGUGGAUCGCGCUGGGAGUACAUGGGCAAGUCGACUGCAGAGGAUGCUCUCGACUCCAACUCGGUCAAGCUCGACUUUGGCCUCGACCGCCAGUCGCUCAGCGAAGAGUCGCGCAAGGCGUGGCCGCUGGACUUCGGCCUCGUAUACAGCGUCACACUGAGCAAGGACAGCCUACAGGCCGUUCUCACUGUCCGCAACGAGGGCGAGGAGAGCUUCGAGUUCCAGUUCCUGCUCCACACCUAUUUCAGGAUUCAGGACGUGUCCAAGAUCGCCAUCACCGGCCUGUCUGGCACCGAGUACGUCGACAAGGUCCUCAACGCCUCUACCCACACCCAGAGCGACAACCAGCUCAAGAUCACUGGCGAGACAGAUCGCGUCUACAAGGAUAUCAAGCAGGACACCACAUCGAUCACCGAAGACGGCAAGCCUCGCUUUGACGUCAUCCGCGACAACGUCAAGGACACCGUGACGUGGAACCCGUGGAUCGAGAAGGCCAAGGCCAUGGGCGACUUCUCACCCGACGACGGCUACAAGAACAUGGUCUGCGUCGAGAUUGGUGCCGUGGACGGCUGGCAGAGGCUGGAGAAGGGCGAGGUCUGGGAGGGUGGCAUGUUGGUCAAGAGCCAUUUGCGUCAUGGUUCUGCUGUUGUCGUCUACGACCAGCGCUCGAAACAACUUUCCCUCCGCGAUGCCUCCCACGCGACUGAUAUUGGCUCUACGUCAUGUCCAUACUGUCACCGAUCCUACCGCGAACCAUCACCCCAUGACGAACACGACAGCGACGCGGAGGAACAUACUGCGCCUGGCAUACCCACCGAAAAUGGCUUCGUCAAUCCCGCAUACUUCCAAAUGCUGCGCCGGAGUCAGCCAGGAUCAACAGAGGGAUCGCGACCCUCAUCACCACAUAAACAACUCGCGCCUGCCCCUUUGCGCAUGGGUAGCUUCAGUCCGCCAGAAGGUUCUGAGUUUGUGGGAAGCACACCGAUCCAGCCAGCUAGAAGCCAGGGUAUAUCUGCCAGAGCCUUCAGUCCCAACUACUUCAAGGACUUCUUCAUAGAAGAGCGGGAGCUGGGCAGAGGAGGCAAGGGUGUGGUGUUGCUGGUGCAGCAUAUCCUAGACGGCGUGCAACUCGGCAAGUUCGCAUGCAAGCGCGUGCCAGUCGGCGACGAUCACGAAUGGCUGGAAAAGGUCUUGAUCGAAGUGCAACUGCUCCAGACCCUGUCGCACGAGAACUUAGUAUCAUACCGGCAUGUAUGGCUGGAGGACUACCAGAUAUCUAGUUUCGGUCCAAGCGUACCAUGCGCGUUCAUACUGCAACAGUACUGCAACGCCGGCGAUCUCCACGAUUAUAUUCUAGACUCUAUGAAGACGUCUGUUACCAAGGAGCAGAUGAAAGAGCGACUUAGGAGGAGGUCCAAGGGCCAGCUGGAAGACCCAGAGGACGUGCAUGGACCGCGUCGCAUGCACUUUGAAGAGAUCAUAUCAUUCUUCAAGGACAUCACAUCCGGCUUGAGUCACCUUCACGCCAACGGGUACAUACAUCGAGACCUGAAGCCUAGUAACUGCUUGCUCCAUCGUACUGGCCGCAAGAUCAAAGUUCUAGUUAGCGAUUUCGGUGAAGUGCAGUCCGCGAAUGCAGCGAGAAAUUCGACAGGAGCAACUGGAACUAUCUCAUACUGUGCACCCGAAGUGCUUCGUCAAGAGCGACCUGGAGGUGCUUUUGGCAACUUCACAACCAAGUCUGACAUCUUCUCGCUCGGCAUGAUCGUCUACUUCAUGUGUUUUGCACGACUGCCAUACCGAAACGCGGACGGUAUCGACGAGGACAACGAGGACCUAGAUCAGCUGAGGGCGGAGAUCUCGACUUGGGCUGGUAUCGACGACGAACAGCGGGUUCGCUCAGACUUGCCUGAAAAGCUAUACAGAUCGCUGAAGACGCUCCUCGCUAUCAACCCCGAUGAACGCCCAGGUGCAGAGGAAAUACUGAAUGUCCUGAAAUCACCACUGGUAUUCGACGAGUACAACGCAUAUGCAGGCCCAUCGGGUCUAGACGAGUUUAGUCCUCGCAUAUCGCGAGCCGACACGCCCAGCCCGUCACCUAACCAAGGGAACAAAAAGCGUACUUCGAUCAACUAUACACGGCCAGGUCGAUCCCACCUAAGCGCAACUGUCAUGGACCGAUCGCCUAGUCCGCCACGUCCGCAGCCGAUGAGGAGGCAGUCUUCUGAGGACGGGGCGGUGAUCUUGCGGAGGAAAUUGGAGUUCCCGCCGCCCCCUUCUGGAGGGAGAACGCCAUCACCACAGCGUCUCAUGCUUCCUCCACCGCCACCUGCGAGUGCAUCAUCAAAACUGAAUAUCACCUCGCCAUCUCCACCACCAAGCGACUCGAAUCCCACGCAGCGCUCGGGCUUCGGCACCAACACGUCUCAGUUCUUUGACGACCCGGACAUUCUCAUGUCCACACAGCACAACAUUGGCGAAGACACCAACACACUCCCAGCAUACCCGCAUAUUCGGUCAACAGCCAAGAAAAUGAACACUUGGGCACCGUUCCGCUCCCAGCAGGUCCAGCCGGACACGUCCAUGGUAAACAAGGAGUUCGGCGACUUUGACCACAGCAUAUCAGACGAGGAAAGCAUGGCCGUCGAGCAGGCGCGCGGUAACCGCAACAACCGCGGUACACCCAGCAAGAUGAGCUCUCAGUUUAACAGCCUUUACGACAUCACACCCCCCACCAACCGAUCGCGCAAGUCAUACCAAGCAGAGACUGGUAGCCUUCGACGCGACGCGGCGAUCCGACGCGCCUCGCGCAACGACCUCGAUACUGCAUCACCGCGUCCUGCAAGCAAGCGCAACUCCCCCGCCCUCUCUACAAAGGAAGAUCGCAAGCGUACUUCUCUCGCACAGCUGCACGCGAAGCUCUCGGAAGACGAGUCAUCGUUUAUGGAGCACCGACCACCAACACUGACCAUGGACUCGGCCAAGAACACGCGCUGGGGCAACCGGAGCCGACAGACCUCCCUCCAAACUGACGGCAACGUCGACCAGCCGCAAUCAAAAGCUACAUCCCGCUCCAGGCCGACCACAGCACAGAACGCGACUGCGCAGUCUUUUAUUCUGCCCGACAUCCCCAACCUCACCGAGCUUGUCUCCGGCGUCUUCGACGAUGGCACACCAGUCUUUUCCAAGACCGCACCCUCAAGAUCGCGCUUCGCUGCUCCUCCAUACGGCGGCCGCCGACCAUCGCACAUUCCCAUCGACGGCGCGCCCAUCCCCGACGAAGAGAAGGCCAUCUUCGCUGCCCUCCAGCAACUACAGGAGAAGAUUGCAGACAUGGAGCGUGAGCGUGAGGAGAAGGACAAGAAGAUGGAUGAGCAGGAAUUGGAGCUGAUCGAGCUGAGGGCGACCACACAAGCUCAAGAGAAGCUGCGACGAAGCGACAGCGCGCAGGACUCUGAUGCUGGCGGAAAGAGCGGCUGGAAGGUCGAGAAGACGCGCCUUGACGCGACAGUACAGACCCUCCGAACCAAGCUCGAUCGCGCCGACCGCAAAUUCGCUGUACUUGAAAUCGAGAAGAAGCGCCUAAGCACCGAGCGCGACAACAUGGCGAACCAGCUUGGGGUCGCCUUCCAGACCUGCGAAGAACUUAAGACCGAGAAGAACGCUUUGAGCCACGAGAACGAGCAGCUCCGCCAGGAGAUUGACAACCUUCGGGAACAACUCGAACAAGACCAGUCACACCACCGCGAGGAGACAACUCAACUUCGUCAGCAGUUCGACCAAGCCGCGAAUGCGACCCAGAGGGAGAACGCCAACCUACAUGCCGAGUUGGCUCGCGUACGCGCUCAACAGGACGAGAACACCCAGCAGUUGACUCGUAGGGAUAUGGAACUGCGAAAGGCGCGUCAAGAGCAUGCUGAGUAUGCCCGUUUGAAGUCCGACCACGAGUCGCUCAAGGCUCAAUUGGCAGAAUUCAAGGCGAAGCGCGAAGAGGAGGCUCAGCGCUGGUCUCGACAAGAAGCUUCCUUGCGAGCUCAGGUUGGCCGACGCGACGACACCAUUCGACACUUCGAGGAUAUGACACAGGAACGUACCAAUGAAGCCAUGCGUCUGGACAAUGAGAAUCUUCGAAACGAGCUUCGCGAAUUGCAAGCCCAGCAAGAUGAGGAGAACGAGGAGUGGGCCAGGAAGGAGGCAGCAUUGCAGCGAAAGAUUUGCCAGCGUGAGAAUGCUCGAAAGGCUAGCGACAUCGAGCAGCACUUUGAAGAUACCACCGGUCCUGUUUCGAGAACUCGGGAUACAGAGCACAUCUUUGAAGAUACUCUGCAACGCAAGCCUAGCUAUCGCCGCGAAGACACACGUACGCGCAUCAGGAACCGUGUUCAGCAGGAAGUCCGCAACAGCAAGGUCGCUGGAGUACCAACCCAAGAGAGCCCGCGAAAGUCGUUCACCGGACAUUCGCGAUUCUCAACCCGCAGUGUGUCAGCACCUGUUCCCGCAGACAAGCAUACCCGCGCCGAGAGUGAUGUGGAGUCGACAACGGAUCUGUCUCUUGCACCUCGCGCAACUCUUCGCAUCUCACGAAACCCCACUCUAACGAGGCAGACCACGACUGUUCAGCCUCCCGCUGACCUGAGUCUGACAGAGCUGAGCUUCUUCCCCCAGGAAGAGAUUGCUAGGCUUCGAAGAUCUUUGGAAGAACAGCGAGCUACCGAGCGCCAUGGUGCUUCAUCUGCUAGAACCGAGGAGCCAGUCCGCGAGGACACUGUUCGAUCGCAGCGCCAGACUCGUGAAGACACCGUCAGGUCAGUCGCUUCCGCUAAGAGCGAACGACGACCCUCCCUUAUGCGCAAAUCAUCGCUCAAGGACACCACUCAGCGUACUACCAACACCCACUUCGAGGAAGACACUGGGAACUUGUCGAACAUGGAUGCCGACGCUGAAGCCACCCAAACAAAGCAGUCAGCCGUCGAUGCGUCGAUGCUCAGCAACACCAGUCGCAGACGCCGCAGCGCUCCCACCGAAAUGACAUCCGCCUUCAUCCUCCCCGACAUCAAGCUCAGCAACACAAAUCAAACCACCACCUCCCGCAAACCCAUCACCAAAGACCACGACAACGACAACUGCACCGUCUGCCGCCGCGAAGGCUACACCACCGCCACCGGCCCCCUCCGCGUCCCCAAACUCGUCUCUGUAUCCACGCGCACAGCCGACGAACCCGACGCCACCCUCCGCCCCGCACAAUCCCCCCGCGAAGCCCUCGCCCUCGUCGUCAAAGGUUUAAAAGACGAGCGCGUCCACCUCUGGGCCGAGCUCGCUGUCCAGGGCGCCCUCCUCGAGCAACACGACCCCAGCCUGGGUAAGCGCCGUCGCGACGCCCUCAACGCCUCGAUCCAAGACCUUCACCGCCGUCUCGAAUGGCUCGACAUGCAGAUCUACCGUCUCCACGACGUACUCGAAGGCCAAAAAGCUGAUGAGCUCACCGAAGCGGAAUUCGACGACCUUACACAAGAGGUUCUUGUCCAGCAGUCUGAACAAGAAGAGCAAGACGACGGUAACACGGAGAAAUCGGUAACUACUGGUGGAAAGAAGAAGGCGAAGAAAGUUACUAUUCGCAGUUUUGUGGAUGAGGAUGAGGAUGAGAGUGUGGAGCUGAGGCGGAGCACGGCGCAACAGGAUCACGGGGCGGAGGAGAGUGGGGAUGAGACGCAUGAACUUCCUUGGGAAGGGUUUGGUGAGGAGAGUAUGGAGGGGGAUGUUAGUUUUAAUGCGUUGGAGGGGUGGAGGGCGAGCGUGCACUGA
Molecule: messenger RNA, 6132 nt
Organism: Alternaria hordeiaustralica
Lineage: Eukaryota; Fungi; Ascomycota; Dothideomycetes; Pleosporales; Pleosporaceae
Exons: 4
Coding region: 1-6132 (2043 amino acids)
Biological process (GO): protein phosphorylation; carbohydrate metabolic process
Molecular function (GO): isomerase activity; protein kinase activity; ATP binding
Source: RefSeq, a predicted model, not a curated record